AGAAGCCAGUCUGCCUGCAUGACAGAGGAGGCGAGAGCCCUUAGGAGAUGCCGAGGUCUACGGAGGAAAAGCUCCUGGGGGCAGCCAUAUUGUUGUGGCUCGUAUUUGAGGACAAUAUAUUGCAAAGUGCUACGCAAACUGUUGGUGCAAUAUAAAUCCUGUACAACAAUAAUAAUAAUGAUGCAUACAACUAAGUGAACACGUCACAUGUCUUAGACAUUCACUCUACUUUCAGACAACGACAACUUUUGGUGAGUAUUGGUAGAAGUCUUCAGGAUUGAGCGUUAUUUCACGAAUAACAGUAUGUUCCUUCAAAUCUGCUGGGCUACAACAAAAUGGCCGAGAAGAACCAAUCACAAAAGAGCUUUCCUUUUACCCAUGACGCUGACCAUCAGGGGGGAUGGGCGCUAUUGUUGCAGGAAGUGAAUGAGACAGAGUUGGGAGCAAUGGAGGCAAACUGCACCGACCUGACGGAGAGGAUAUUACGGCUCACCCUGGAGAUCAUCUACCUGCUGACCGGGGAGGAUAAUAUAGUUGUGGAGAAGACAUCGGGAGAUGGACAGAACCCCAUUACGGUUCCUCUACGUUACUUACUGGUUCCAGAAAGAAACAAUGAAAAGAAGAUUUUGGAAGUCUCCCAGAAGAUCAUUGACCUCCUGAUGAGAGAGAGUGGAAUCUGGAGCAAUUAUGUUGGUAUCAAAGAAGAGAUAACAGAAAAAAAGGAGGAGGAUGGUGUGAUGAAGGAGCGGAAGUGUUUAGGACACAAGGAUCUCUACAAGGACGUCAUGAUGGAGAAUCAGCCGCCCCUCACAUCACCGGAUGGAUCCAGUAAUGGGAACCCACCAGAGAGACGUCCUCAUUCCUUCCAGGAGGUCAUGGCGGAACCAUUUAAUGACACAAACCCCCCAGAGAGAUGUCCCCGUCCUCUGUAUUCCCGGGAUUACACACAAGAAGAUCACACCAUCUCAUAUACAGUUAGAGAAGAGAUAAAAGAGGAGGAGGAAGAGGUUGAUGCGAUGGAUGAGUUUUCAGAAGGACACAGAGACCCCUUCCAGGAGGUCAUGGCGGAACCAUUUAGCGACACAACCCCACCAGAGAGAUGUCCUCAUCCUCUGUAUUCCGGGGAUUCCACACAGGAAGAUCUCACCAUCUCAAAUGAGGUUAAAGAAGAGAUAAAAGCGGAGGAGGAUGAGUUUCAUGCGAUGGAUGAGUUUUCAGAAGGACACAGAGACCCCUUCCAGGAGGUCAUGGCGGAACCAUUUAAUGACACAACCCCACCAGAGAGAUGUCCCCAUUCUCUGUAUUCUGGGGAUUCCACACAUGAAGAUCACACCAUCUCAAAUACGGUUAGAGAAGAGAUAAAAGAGGAGGAGGAAGAGGUUGAUGCGAUGGAGGAGUUUUCAGAAGCACACAGAGACCCCUUACAGGAGGUCGUGGAGGAACAAUUUAAUGACACAACCCCACCAGAGAGAUGUCCCCAUUCUCUGUAUUCCGGGGAUUCCACACAGGAAGAUUUUACCAUCUCAAAUGAGGUUAAAGAAGAGAUAAAAGAGGAGGAGGAUGAGAUUGAAGUGACAAAGACGUUUCCAGAAGGACACAAAGACCCCUUUAAGGAGGUCAUGGUGGAGCAAUUAAGUGACGCCCAUCUCCAGUAUUCCAUACAGGAAGAUCACAACUAUACACAACCUGAUCAGGGUGAAGAACUGAAAGACAUCAAAGUGGAGAUUAAAGAGGAAGAAGAAGAGAGAUUGGUGAGUGGAGAUCAGCAGUGUAUGGUGGAGGAGGAGGAGAAGAUGAUGGAAAUUAAACAGGAGGAAUCUUCUCUACAUAUGGACACAAAUGGAUCCUGUAAUGGGAACCCGCCAGAGAGAUGUCCUCGUUCUCUGAAUUCCCGGGAUUCCACACAGGAGGAUCCCACCAUCCCUCACCAUCAUCAGGAAGAAGUGUUGGGUAUAAAACUUGAAGUCGAAGAGGUAGAUGAGACUUAUGUGAUCUGUGAACAGUUGCCAAUAGAAGAACAAGUGAUGGUGACAAUUACCAAAGCGGAAUCUUUACUAGAUGUCAGUUCAGGAGGAGGCAAUGUCUGGAAGACCCCAGCGGAACAUCCUUUUUUAUCUGCAGAUUGUAAGAAAGAGAAUACUGGCAUGGCACAAUAUCCUCCAGGUUUAAUCAUUUUUACUCCAAAUGUAUAUCACAAACCUAAGCCUAUAAAAAAAUCAAAAGUUCGAUUUAUUUGUAAGCCGCACAAUUAUAAACCGCGUACUAUUCUCCCAAAGGGCCAACCAAUCAUUUGCAGUGCAGAGCAACUUCCAGAUCUUUCCAAUCAUAAGGAAUCUUCUGAAGAGUCCAAAGAUAAACUGUGUACCGUUAUCCCUACUGUCCAAUCAAGCUUUCACAUUUUAGGGAAACUGACAGAUCCUUCUAAUCAUAAGGAACCUUUUGAGGUGUCCAAAGAUAAACCAUGUACUGUUAUCCCAACUGUGCAAGCAAGCUUUCACAUGGCAGGGCAACCACCAGAUCCUUCUAAUCACAAGGAGUCUUCUGAGGUGUCCAAAGAUAAACCACGUACCGUUAUCCCUACUGUCCAACCAAGCUUUCACAUUUUAGGGCAACUUCCAGAUCUUUCCAAUCAAAAGGAAUCUUCUGAACAGUCCAAAGAUAAACCAUGUACCGUUAUACCUACUGUCCAACCAAGCUUUCACAUUUUAGGGCAACCAACAGAUCCUUCUAAUCAUAAGGAACCUUCUGAGGAGUGCAAAGCUAAACCACUUACUGUUAUCCCAAAUGUGCAAGCAAGCUUUCACAAGGCAGGGAAACCACCAGAUCCUUCUAGAUAUAAGGAAUCUUUGGAGGAGUCCAAAGCUAAAGCACGUACUGUUAUCCCUACUGUCCAACCAAGCUUUCACAUUUUAGGGCAACUUCCAGAUCUUUCCAAUCAUAAGGAAUCUUCUGAGGUGUCCAAAGAUAAACAACAUACUGUUAUCCCAACUGUCCAACCAAGCUUUCACAUUUUAGGGCAACCAACAGAUCCUUCUAAUUGCCAGGAAUCUUCUGAGGUGUCCAAAGAUAAACUAUGUACCGUUACCCCUACUGUCCAACCAAGCUUUCACAUUUUAGGGCAACCAACAGAUCCUUCUAAUUGCCAGGAAUCUUCUGAGGUGUCCAAAGAUAAACCACGUACCGUUAACCCUACUGUCCAACCAAGCUUUCACAUUUUAGGACAACCAACAGAUCCUUCUAAUUGUAAGGAAUCUUCUGAGGUGUCCAAAGAUAAACCACGUACUGUCCAACCAAGCUUUCACAUUUUAGGGCAACCAACAGAUCCUUCUAAUUGCCAGGAAUCUACUGAGGUGUCCAAAGAUCAACCACGUACUGUUAUCCCUACUGUCCAACCAAGCUUUCACAUUUUAGGACAACCAACAGAUCCUUCUAAUCACAAGGAGUCUUCUGAGGUCUCCAAAGAUCAACCACAUACUGUUACCCCAACUGUCCAACCAAGCUUUCACAGGCAACCUAAAGAUCCUUCUAAUCAUAAGGAACCUUCUGAGGAGUCCAAAGAUAAAUCACAUACUGUUAUCCCUGGUGUCCAACCAAGCUUUCACAUGGCGGGACAACCACUAGAUCCUUCUAAUUAUAAGGAAUCUUCGGAUGAGUCCAAAAAUAAACCACAUACUGUUAUGCCAGAUGUUCAAACAAGUUUUCACAUUGCAGAGAAAACAACAGAGCCUUCUAAUCCAGAGGAAUCGUCUCCCAGUAAUUUCCAUUCUUUAAAGGAUCGUGAAAAAUCAAGCUUAAAAAAUCCCGACCCGUAUGUAAAUCAGAAAACUCACGCCAGUAAAAAAUGGUUUUCUUGUUCCGAGUGUGAGAAGUCCUUCAAAAGGAAAACGGAUCUCGUUAGACACCACAGAGUCCACACCGGGGAGAAGCCACAUUCUUGUCCUGAGUGCGGAAAGGGCUUCGGCAGUAAAGUAAGCCGUGAUGGCCACGUAAGAACUCACACCGGCGAGAAGCCGUUUUGCUGCUCAGAAUGCGGGAAAUGUUUUGCACAGAAAAUUACUCUAGACAACCACUGUUUUCAACAGCAUGUGGAUCUUCAUGAACUCAAGGCUUCACAGUCAUGUUCCGAGUGCGGCAAGUCCUUUGAAGAGAGAUCUGAAUUCCACGUUCAUCAGAGUGGUCACACCAGUAAGGAGAUCUGCUAUUGCCCCGGCUCCGAAAAACUAGCCAAAAGAAAAUGUGAUCCGGUUGAACACCAAAUAACUGACACCGAAAAGCCACCUUUUUCAUGUUGCAAGGACAGUUGGAAAAACGUUCGACACCAGAGAUCUCACAAAGGGGAAAAAAAGUCCUUCUCGUGUUCUGAGUGCGGAAAGACUUUUAAAGAUAGAUGGAACCUAAAAACACACCAGAUAGUCCACACCGGCGAGAGGCCCUUUACCUGUUCCGAGUGUGGAAAGGGCUACUCCAGUAAAGGAACCCUUAAUAAACACAUGAGAAUUCACACCGGUGAAAGGCCGUUUUCCUGUUUGGAAUGCGGCAAACGCUUUACGUAUAAACAUACGCUAAUCAUCCAUCAAAGCAUUCAUACCAGACGAAAGAUCUACCCAAAAACAUUCACAUAAAGAUGCCAGUUCUCUGGCAUAGAAUACACAACACCCGAGACCACUGAACAACGUAUGGUGUUAUUUCAUAGGCUGAAUCCUUCUAUCUGGGCAAAAAUAAGACUAUAAAGAUGAGACCGUCCAAAAGGAUCAUCCACCCCGAAUGGAAUAUUUUAGUUCUUGUUGUUGUUUAAUCUCUUGUUUUCUAUUUUACUACUUAAAAGUGCAAAAUUCCUUUAAGCUUUUCUAUGCGUAUAUGCGGCCUCUCGGCGAGUGGGCUUUAACCCCCAGAGGCCUCAUAUACAGUAUCCGGCCCUGUGCAAACAUCUUUUCCAGCACAGUUACCGGCGAGUACCAGAAAGCUCCUAAUGCAUACCUGCGAUCGGGAUCUUUCCGAUCAAGUGACAGCCAAUCACAGUGGUCACGUGAUCGGAAUGCUAGCAUCUCGGGAAUUUAGAACCUUAAAAGGGGUUAAAUAACAUGUGGAGGGGAAACCCUUAAAAUGACCGUAUCCGCCACUUUUCUUCUCUUUGUAAACAAAUGGCCAGGGAUUCCCUUCAUCUAUACUAGAUCCUAGGUAGGGGUCUGGUAUAGAUGUUAACUGGGGGGACACCAGACAAAAAAACAUGUGUGGUGCCCCCACCCUAAUCCCAUACCAGACUCUUGAGGUCUGGUAUGGAUUUUGAGACUAAACCCUACACAUAAAA
Messenger RNA from Rana temporaria (common frog), 5308 nucleotides. RefSeq lists its product as uncharacterized. Lineage: Eukaryota; Metazoa; Chordata; Amphibia; Anura; Ranidae. The transcript is spliced from 8 exons. The record is from RefSeq and is a predicted model, not a curated record. The coding region runs from base 336 to 4622 and encodes 1428 amino acids.